AUGAAUACGCAGAUUAAUGAUAACUAUCUCGUAAAGUACAAAAUUGGAGCAGGUUCUUUUAGUAAAGUUUAUCUUGCCGUUCACAGGAAAACCCAGAUUGAAGUAGCAAUUAAAAUGAUAUCCAAAAAAGCCAAUAACGAUGAUGGCAAGCAGCUAAUCAGAAUUCAAAGAGAAAUUGAGAUCAUGAAGAAAGCACGUCAUCCAUUUAUUACAGAACUCUAUGAGGUUUAUGAAAACGAUGAUUUUGUCUUUCUAGUAAUGGAGUAUUCUCCUAAUGGAACUAUUUUGAAUCAUAUUCGUGAUAUUGGGGCUUAUAGUGAGCAUGAAUCAGCAGUUAUCUUUUCUCAACUUAUACUUGCAAUGAAACAUCUUCAACGAUCAUGCAAUGUUGCACAUAGAGACCUUAAGGCAGAGAAUAUUCUAUUUGACAUCCAUCAAAAUAUUCGUGUUAUUGAUUUUGGUCUUUCGAAUAGUCCUAACGAUGAUAAUUUAAUGAAUACACAAUGCGGAAGCUUAGACUAUGCAUCGCCAGAAAUGAUUCUUGGAAAACAAUAUAUAUAUUCGAGUGAUAUAUGGAGUGCAGGAGUUGUUUUAUUUGCAAUGACUACAGGACAUCUUCCAUUUGAGGACUCAAACAUGUCAAGACUUGCUCAGAGAAUCAUUUUUAAGGAGAUCGAUUAUCCAACGAAUCUUUCACGUGAUUUAUUAGAUCUUCUUAAGAAGAUGUUAGUGAAGGAUCCAAAUCAGCGUAUUAAUUUAGAUGAGAUUAUGCGACAUCCAUGGCUUCAUACUGCCAUUCAGUAUGUUAAUGAAACAAUUAAUAAAUUCGAAUAUGAUAACAUCAAAAUUACAGAACAGCUUCGCCAGUAUGGCGUUAGAUUUGAAGAUGUCGUCCUUGAUUUAUCAAACAAUAGAAUCACGCCAAACACGGCAAUAUAUUCUAUGAUCAGAAGGCAAAUGAUGACAAAAGGAAUUGUUGAUAUGAGAAAUGCAGAAGAAAUAUUAAAUAGAAGAGGUUCAUUAUGUGAAACUGUCGUUCUACCGAGAUUGAUCAAAGCAGAUACUGCAACUCGAAUAAAUCGCAAAUCCUUGCCUAUUCCUGUCCGCUUAUCCAGACACUUAGGAUGA
Trichomonas vaginalis G3 is the source of this 1128-nucleotide messenger RNA. RefSeq names its product protein serine/threonine kinase protein. The transcript has a single exon. Gene Ontology annotation, biological process: intracellular signal transduction; protein phosphorylation. Lineage: Eukaryota; Parabasalia; Trichomonadida; Trichomonadidae. Gene Ontology annotation, molecular function: ATP binding; protein serine/threonine kinase activity. Gene Ontology annotation, cellular component: cytoplasm. The record is from RefSeq and is a predicted model, not a curated record. Bases 1 to 1128 code for a protein of 375 amino acids.